UGUAAUAAUCGACUAUGAUUCGCCAAUUCUUACGACUUAUAACUUACGACGCGUAUUGUAGAAUGACCUUUACAGCUCUGCCUAGAACCAUUUAUUGAACCAGAACCUCAGCCAAGGCCGUAGUCUAUAAUAGGAUAUGGCCUUUAAAAUGACAGGGGUUUUGGUAUAUGGAUAGUGCAGCGCUAACAAAUAUUGACAGAUUCUUAUAAUUUAUUAUAGUUUCUUGAGACAGGCGUCCUUUGUUUUUUAAUAUGUACCGUUUGAAUACAAUUUCUUCUACCUUGAAAUCUGUAUUGUCAAAUGUCGAUUUUAUUCGUACGGCAGCGAAUACUUUACAUAACGCUAUUUAUAAGAAUAAUUAUUUCGUGAGAUCUUUACAACCAUGUAUGCCGGUUAAAUAUCGCUGUCAUAAAAUAUUACGAGAAACUAAAAAAUAUUAUCUUCUUGCUGUGUCUUUACCUACUUUACUUAAGAGUAUCUUUCACGAUGAUGAAGAUAAAGAUGAAAAAACUUCAAUUAUUAUGGCGCUUAAACGAUCACAGUUGUUAAUAGAGAGUAAAGAAUUUGCUAAGGCGGAACAAAUGCUGCACGUAGCUUUACAUCAAGCGCAAACUGUACAAUGUUAUGAAGCAAUUACGUAUAUUUAUGAUGUAAUGGCAAAUCUCGCCUUUGAAACUGGGGAUUACCGUAAAGCAGAAACUUUGUUUACAACACUUUUGCAAAGGCUAAUAUCAAACGGAGUUUCAGAGAAUGACAUGAGAGUUAUUCAUAUAAGUUUAAAAAUGGCUUAUAUAUUUGAUCAAUCUGGAGAAACGAAGAAGGCAAAGCUAGGAUAUAUGUUUUGUCUAGAGCACUUACAGUCACACAUUGAACAAAAUCCAGAAGAUAUUGAUGCUUUAUCAUUCCUAAUUGUAACGCUUGAUUGUAAAACGCUGCAUGGUGAUAAAUAUAAGGAAACAGUACGCUUACUUCAUACAUUGGGAUAUAUAUGUUAUUUACAAGAAAAAUAUGAUGAAGCUAUGAAUUAUUUGUCAGCCGCAGUAGAAAUAGGAAAAGACUUAAAUAUUUAUGAUCUUGGUUACAUGAAUGUAAGUCUUGGGUAUGUGUUUCUGCAGAAAGGAUUAUAUAAUGAAGCAAAAAGACUUUGUCAGGAAGGUAGAAAAAUAGCUGAUAAUCAUCAUGAUAAUGAUACAUUGUCAUAUGCUGAUAAUUGUCUUAACCAAGUGAAAAAAUUACUAUCAUUGUAAAUUUUCAUGAUAUCCAGAAAUAAUGGAAUUGUAGAAAUUAUUGGAGAUUUUCCAGAGAAAGAGAGAGAGAGAACUUACAUUUAAAAUAACAUGUUUAUAUUUAACUAAAUAUUCCCAAGUAUGAGAUAUUUAUUGCAAGAAAAUGCAAUAUUUUAUAAGAUGAUCUAUUCAUGUUUUAAUAUUUAAUAAGCAGUCAUUGGUACAGGAAGUAGACAUAUUUCACUCUAAUAUCAUUUAACAAAUCGUAUGUCAAUGUUACGUAUGUGAUGGUACAAUGUGUACAUCUCCAAUAUUUAUUUUAACAUUACAUUUUAUAUGUUAUACAUCAAUUCCAAUUUGUUAUUUCAUGUGUAAUAUAAAUUUUGUUUUAUU
Messenger RNA from Harpegnathos saltator (Jerdon's jumping ant), 1619 nucleotides. RefSeq names its product tetratricopeptide repeat domain 19 (gene Ttc19). The coding region runs from base 252 to 1247 and encodes 331 amino acids. Gene Ontology annotation, molecular function: protein binding. Lineage: Eukaryota; Metazoa; Arthropoda; Insecta; Hymenoptera; Formicidae. Gene Ontology annotation, biological process: mitochondrial respiratory chain complex III assembly. The transcript has 5 exons. Gene Ontology annotation, cellular component: mitochondrial inner membrane. The record is from RefSeq and is a predicted model, not a curated record.